AUGCAGCCGACAAGGUGCUUGCUAAAGCGGUCUAUCUGGAAAGGGCCGCACAUCGUUCCACUGCCCAUCGUACGCCCCGAGCCUGGGAAGUGGGUUCCUCCCAUCAGGACCCAGGCUAGGUCAGCAACGAUCUUGCCCAACUUUGUCGGCCUCAAAUUCGAAGUGCACAACGGCAAGGUCUACCAUGAAGUGACGAUUACCGAGGAGAUGGUGGGCCACAAGCUCGGCGAGUUCUCGCAGACCCGAAAGCCGUUCAUAUGGAACAAGAAAUAA
Molecule: messenger RNA, 273 nt
Organism: Dichotomopilus funicola
Lineage: Eukaryota; Fungi; Ascomycota; Sordariomycetes; Sordariales; Chaetomiaceae
Exons: 4
Coding region: 1-273 (90 amino acids)
Biological process (GO): ribosomal small subunit assembly; translation
Cellular component (GO): mitochondrial small ribosomal subunit; ribosome; cytosolic small ribosomal subunit
Molecular function (GO): structural constituent of ribosome; RNA binding
Source: RefSeq, a predicted model, not a curated record